GAACGUGGUGUCCCGUAAGAUGGCACAUAAGACGGCUGGCGAGGACUUGGUGAGGGCCGGGGAGCUCGGCAGGUUAGAACCACCGACAGGGGCCCUCACGGAGAGAGUCCCCGAUGCCGCUGGCCAGGCCCUAGUGAGCCCCUACCACACCCGCCGCGUGGGGAACCCCGAAGACCUCGUGGAGCUCGCCCAGCAGGUCCAGAAGGCUGAUGAAUUCAUCAGAGCAAAUGCUACCAAUAAGCUGCUAGUUAUAGCUGAGCAAAUCCGGCAUUUGCAAUCACAGGCCAAGAAGGUAUUGGAAGAUGCUCAGAGAGAUGCUGAACUACACCAUGCAUCUUGUAGUAUGGUGAAAAAACCUGGAAAUAUUUACUACCUCUAUAAACGGGCGAAUGGACAACAAUACUUUUCCAUCAUUGCACCAAAGGAAUGGGGGGCAAGUUGUCCAAAUGAGUUCCUUGGUGCCUACAAGCUUCAGCAUGACCUCUCCUGGACUCCAUUUGACAACAUCGCGAAGAAAGAUGCUGAAAUCAGCAUCAUGGACAAGCUUUUGAACCAGCAGAUGGCUCUGCCCCAAUGUUCAGAGCCCAAUUUCCAGGGCCUCACUCAGUGACAAUGGACAGUGUCAAAUAGAAUGUGGGUCUGGCUGUUCUAGUCUCCUUAGCUUCCCUACCUCCUACUUUUGUGGGAGGUGAAAAGUGAGAUAUGAUGUACAUAGAAGUACCUUGGAUGGAGAGCCUGUGUGAAUUGAAAGUAUAUCAACUCUA
Gracilinanus agilis (Agile Gracile Mouse Opossum) is the source of this 764-nucleotide messenger RNA. It is a transcript of the gene C3H1orf50, whose product is annotated as chromosome 3 C1orf50 homolog. The coding region runs from base 20 to 610 and encodes 196 amino acids. The transcript is spliced from 5 exons. The record is from RefSeq and is a predicted model, not a curated record. NCBI's taxonomy places the organism in Eukaryota, Metazoa, Chordata, Mammalia, Didelphimorphia, Didelphidae.